AUUCUUUUUUCUUCACUCUUCACUCUACUGAAUAAGUCUUCCCUUUUGGUCUAUACUCAUGUUCACCCGCCGAUUUGAAGGCGUCUAAUCUAACAUGUCACGGCGAGCUACUGCUCCCUACUUCUUCCGUUUUCUCUUUCUUACCUUCCUUUUCUCUUGUCUUUCCCGCUGUGGAGCUGCUGAGUUUGAUAUCCUACUCAAAUUCAAAGCCGCUCUUCAUUCUUCUGAUACGCAUGCUUUUCAUUCAUGGAUACCGGGAAAUGCACCCUGCAACUUCACCGGAGUUUUAUGCGGUUCCGAUGGAUCCGUGACGGAAAUCAAUUUGCCCAAUCAGCGUUUGGUCGGAGUCCUUCCACUCGAUUCCAUCUGUCAGCUUCCAUCCCUGCGGGUGCUCUACCUUGGAAACAAUUUCCUCCACGGACCCAUUACACAGGACUUGAACAACUGUACUAGACUGCAGCAUUUGGAUCUCGGUUUCAAUUUUUUCUCCGGAAGGGUGCCCGAUCUCUCCUCUCUCAGCAAAUUAGAGCUCCUCAAUCUAAAUGGCAGUGGAUUUUCGGGUCCUUUUCCAUGGAAAUCACUAGAAAACCUGACCAAUCUCGCCUUCUUGAGUCUCGGAGACAAUCAAUUCGAUGCGAGUCCUUUCCCAUUGGAGGUUCUGAAGCUCCGGAAGCUGCACUGGCUCUACCUCUCGAAUUGCAGUCUCCAAGGACAAAUUCCAACAGGUAUCGGGAAUCUCGUCCUGCUCACAAACCUAGAACUCUCCAGCAAUGAUUUAAUCGGUAAUAUUCCCGCCGAUAUCGUGAAUCUUAAAAAUCUCACGCAGCUUGAGUUAUAUGCCAAUGGAUUGACCGGAAACAUUCCAGUCGGGUUCGGAAAGCUCACCAGUCUCCGUAACUUCGACGCUUCGACUAACAAUCUCGAAGGAGAUCUCUCGGAACUCAGGUCCUUGACGCAGCUCAUCUCUCUGCAACUCUUCGAGAAUAGUUUUUCGGGAGAAAUCCCAAAAGAGUUUGGGGAUUUUAAGUAUCUCGUGAAUUUGACGCUUUACCGGAACAACUUAACUGGUAGUCUCCCUCAGAGGCUUGGUUACUGGACGGACUUCGAUACCAUCGAUGUCUCUGAGAAUUAUUUGACGGGUCCGAUUCCGACUGAUAUGUGCAAGAAUGGCAAAUUGAAAGUCUUGCUCAUGCUGCAGAAUAAGUUUACCGGAGAAAUUCCGGCCACUUACUCGAAUUGUUCGACUCUAACUCGUUUCCGAGUAAGCAAUAAUUCCCUUUCUGGCAGUGUCCCUGCAGGAAUAUGGGGUUUGCCCAAUCUCAACAUCAUCGAUUUCGCUAUGAAUCACCUGGAAGGAGCCAUUACGUCCGACAUCGCGAAUGCCAAAGCACUCUGGCAGUUAUACAUCGCAAAUAAUAGAUUUUCAGGUGAAUUGCCGUCUGAAAUUUCAGAAGCGACGGCUGUGGUUUCUAUUGAUUUGAGUUCUAACAAUUUUUCAGGUGACAUUCCGCUUAGUAUCGGAAAAUUAAAGAAGCUCAACAUUAUUCAGCUGCAGGAUAACAUGUUUUCCGGCAGAAUACCCGAUUCGUUAGGUUCAUGCGUUUCUCUGAACGUCAUAAAUUUCGCCAAUAACUCGCUCACGGGUCAAAUUCCAUCGACACUGGGGACAUUACCCUCCCUGAACUCGUUAAACCUAUCGAAUAACCAGCUAACGGGAUCAAUUCCGGCGAGUCUAUCUUCUCUUAGGCUUAGCCUUUUCGAUGUGUCACACAACAGAUUAACGGGAUGCAUACCGCAAUCUCUUGCGCUGGAAGGUUAUAACGGCAGCUCCGCUGGUAGCCCCGGACUCUGUGGUUCGAACAAUGGCUGCUAUGGUCCCUGUCCGUCAGAUUCUGGCAGUUCAGUGGGGCUUCUUACACUUGUAUUUUGUUUCGUAGCGGGAAUUGUUGUAUUGAUAGCGUUGCUUGGGUGCUUCAUUUUUAUAAAAAGUAAGAGACGAAAUGAUGAACAAGACCGUGCAUUGUCAAAAGACUCUUGGAAUGUAAAAUCAUUUCGUGUGUUGAGUUUCAGCGAAGAAGAUAUAUUGAAUUCGAUAAAAGAGGAGAAUUUGAUUGGGAAGGGAGGGUCUGGAAAGGUUUAUAAGGUGAUUCUGGGGAACGGAAAGGAGCUGGCGGUAAAACACAUAUGGAACUCAAAAUCCGAGGGCCGGAAAAGCCAGAGUAGUAGCACGGCGAUGCUGAAGAAGAAGAGAUCAGGAAACCCGCCGGAAUUCGACGCGGAGGUGACGGCACUGAGCUCGAUACGACACGUCAACGUGGUGAAACUGUAUUGCAGCAUAACCAGUGAAGAUUCGUGUCUGUUGGUGUACGAAUUCCUGCCCAACAGAAGUUUGUGGGACAGAUUGCACACGUGUCAAAUGAGAGAACUCGAUUGGAAUACACGUUACGAGAUCGCGAUCGGGGCGGCGAAGGGAUUAGAGUAUCUGCAUCACGGUUACGAACGUCCCGUCAUACAUCGUGACGUGAAAUCCAGUAAUAUAUUGUUGGACGAGUUUCUAAAGCCCCGAAUCGCCGAUUUCGGACUCGCAAAGAUCGUGCACGCAAGUGGUGGUGGUGGGAGCGAUUCGAGUCAGGUCAUCCCGGGAACGCACGGUUACAUCGCUCCUGAAUACGCAUAUACGUGCAAAGUGAACGAGAAGAGCGAUGUGUACAGCUUUGGAGUGGUUUUAAUGGAGCUGGUGACGGGAAAGAAGCCAAUAGAGGCGGAAUACGGAGAGAACAAGGACAUAGUGCAGUGGGUAUAUAGCAAGGCGGGGAGCAGGGAGAGCAUGACAGAAGUGGUGGACGAAAGGAUCCCCCAAGGGUUCAGGGAAGAUGCGGUGAAGGUGUUGAGAAUAGCGAUUCGUUGCACAGCAAGGCUUCCGGUGCUGAGACCUUCCAUGAGGACGGUGGUUCAAAUGCUGGAGGACGCUGAGCCACGUCAAUUGGUCAGCAUUGCCAUUGCUGAAGACGACCGUACUCACGACGGAGUCCACACUGAGGACAAGAAUGUCGACCACAUCGAUCAGUGGCCCUGAUGUGGAAAGUUGUCCUUGACUAGUUUAAUUUUUUUUUUGUGUGUGUUAUAUGAUGGGUUCAGGUGGGAAUUAAUCAAGGCUCUACGUCUGUCUCUACCUUGUUUUCCUCCUAGCUUAGCUCCUUUUAAUUUCUACUUGCUUUAAAGUGCUUCAUUUCGAGCGGCAGUCGGCAGGUAUGAACUAUUGAGUAUACAUUUCGAGCGGGAGAUGUUCGGCUCGGCUCGAUCGGUUGUAAAUAAAACAACAUUUCACAAUAAAUAGACUAAAGUCGCUGAUGGUAAUGCUGCACGAUUUUAUCUCCA
This is a messenger RNA of Nelumbo nucifera (sacred lotus), 3378 nucleotides long. Its product is annotated as receptor-like protein kinase 7. Lineage: Eukaryota; Viridiplantae; Streptophyta; Magnoliopsida; Proteales; Nelumbonaceae. The record is from RefSeq and is a predicted model, not a curated record. Gene Ontology annotation, molecular function: ATP binding; protein binding; protein kinase activity. Gene Ontology annotation, biological process: protein phosphorylation.